CCGUGUCUGUAUGUCUUGUCCAUUCGAUGUCACAUUUCGACGACUAGUAAUGUCAGGUUGUUAAUAACAUCUAUUUUUCCUUGUUUUGUUUCAAUAUGGAGGGUUCACCUAACCUAGAGACAGUCAUACAGGCUGUACAGACGCUAUAUCACAGUCCAGACGUAUCAGCGAAGGAGAAAGCGUCCCAGUGGCUUGGUGAACUCCAACGAUCGGUGCAUGCAUGGCAGAUAGCUGAUCAGUUAUUGAGGUAUAAACAAGAUGUGGAAUCCAGUUAUUUUGCAGCCCAUACCAUGAGAACAAAGAUCCAGUAUUCAUUCCAUGAGUUACCCGCCAACUCUCACACAUCUCUCAGAGAUUCGUUACUGAGUCAUAUUGAGACGUUGCCCCAAGACACAUCACAAGUGAUAUUAACGCAGCUAUGCCUGGCAUUAGCAGAUCUUGCGUUACAGAUGGUUGUGUGGAAGAAGGCACCAGUUGACAUGAUACAGAGGCAGGUGGCCGCUAUAUCCAGGUUGCCGUUAACACAGGAUUUACCCAAGUAUUACAUGUUAGCUCAUACACUCUUUGACAGCGUAAUGCAGUUACCAGAAGCAUAUCAUCUGUCUGUAGCUGAGGAGGAUAUUGACAAGUCAAUAAAUUUCUGUCGAAUAUUUACAGAGUUAGCGGAAUCAUUUUUAGAAUGCAUAAUCAAGAUGCCCGGUCAGGGGAUCGGUAGUCUUGCGUCACUUGAUCUUCUACUGACCUGUGUGGGUCAUCAUCAGUACGAAGUUGCCGAGAUUUGUUUCAAUUUUUGGUAUCGUUUAUCGGAGACGCUCUAUAAAGAUAAUAAUGAAGAAAUAAACGACUUGUUUAGACCGUAUAUUCAGAGGUUGAUUAACGCGCUGAGUAUUCAUUGUCAGAUGGAUUCAGAUCAUGAAGGUAUUCCGGAUGAAAAAGACGACUUUGGUGAUUUUAGAUUGCGUGUAGCCGAGCUAAUCAAAGACGUUGUAUUUCUUGUUGGUUCGUCAACAUGUUUUAAACAGAUGUUUGAAGCACUUUCAGCGCAAGGGGUUAAUACCUCAUGGAAUGUCACAGAAGCCGCACUGUUUGUAAUGGCAGCUGUUGCUAAAAAUGUGUUACCACAGGAGAGUGAAGCUGUCCCUCAAGUUGUAGAAGCUAUAAUAAAUUUACCCAAAGACGCCCAUAUUGCUGUCAGGUAUACCAGUACACAGUUAGUGGGAGAGCUGGGUGAAUGGAUAGAAGAACACACACAAUAUUUAGAUCCGAUUCUCGCCUUUCUAAUGCAGAGUUUACAGACUCCGUGCCUAGCGUCGGUCUCGGCGAACUCCAUUCAGUGUAUAUGUAACAUACUACGAGAUCAGAUGGCCGGCCAUUUUGAUGGUUUGUUACAAAUUACGAAAGCUGUUGACUCGUUUAAUUUAUCAGAUGACGCUGCUAUUGGACUCAUAAAAGGUACAUCGAUAAUUCUUGCCAAAUUACCAUCAGAGCUGGUGACAGAUGGUGUACGUCAGCUUGUUAUGGUACAGAUACAACCUUUGGGACAGCUCGUUAAGGCUGAUGCUCCCAAGUUAUCUCAUAAUAAUGAUCCUGCUAUAUGGUUAGACAGACUUGCUGCUAUUUUUAGGUAUGCCUCACCAACGGUUAAAAACGGUCAACCACAUCCAUGCCAACCUGUAUUCCUUGAGGUUUGGCCAGUCUUAUCAGAAGUUUUAAAUAAAUACAAAUCCGAUGACCGUAUUAUCGAGCGUUGUUGUCGGUGUUUGCGAUUUGCUGUAAGGAAUGUCGGCAAAUGGUCAGCCGUGUUAUUGACACCUUUAGUAACACAGAUGGUGAACGUUUAUCAACAACAUCAUCAUUCAUGUUUUUUAUAUCUGGGUAGUAUAUUAGUUGAUGAAUACGGUGACGAUCAAAGUUGUACACAGGGAUUAUUGGACAUGUUGCAGGCAUUUUGUAUACCUACCUUUUUACUUUUACAACAAAACAAUGGUUUUCGAGAUCAUCCCGAUACAGUAGAUGAUUUGUUCAGACUUGCAACACGGUUUUUACAAAGAUGUACAAUAGCGUUUUUACAGUUCAGUAUUUUGUCAGCACUGCUAGAAUGUGGGCUUGCAGCAAUAUCCUUAGAACACAGAGAUGCCAAUGCAUCCGUCAUGAAAUUCUUUAGAGAUCUUAUUUAUUCUUCAACGGGUAAUGAGAGUGUCUGUCGAUGGUUGGAAGCAGCUUUAAAAGCGUUGCCAACGGAGACAACCACUGGUGCAGUCACUGCCACUCAUAAACAGUUAACUGAGUUUCAUAAACAAGUUACAAGCGCUGAAGAUCAGAAAAAAGUUUCCUAUGCACUAAGGGACUUCGCCAGACUUUACAGAUAGUAUACACUGCUCUAUAACUUGGCUGGCUUUCCUGUAACCAAAUAAAUUGCUUAUUUUUGAUCAGCUCUUCUGUGAUGACUGGAUUAAAAAAUACUCUAUGCCUAGUACAGUUACUCAAAAUGUUAUACCUGACCUUUGACCUCCUGCCCAGAGCUGAAUAGUGGUUGCAUUUCAAACAAGCUUUUGACUUGAAAUAUGAAAUAUAGUAAUAUAUGCAUGCCCAAAAUUAUGGAGAAAGAUGUAAAUUCUAGUAUUCAAAACAAUUUUAGCCUAAAACAUAAGUAAAAACAAUCAACGUAUUCAGAAAUACUUUCCCACCGAGGAGUGUUCAUGUUUGGUUGAUCCACGGAAUCCCUAGUUUUAUACUUCUUGUUUUCAAACAGCGGGUCACUUUG
Messenger RNA from Saccoglossus kowalevskii, 2764 nucleotides. Its product is annotated as transportin-3-like. Gene Ontology annotation, molecular function: small GTPase binding. Gene Ontology annotation, biological process: protein import into nucleus. Gene Ontology annotation, cellular component: cytoplasm. Lineage: Eukaryota; Metazoa; Hemichordata; Enteropneusta; Harrimaniidae. The record is from RefSeq and is a predicted model, not a curated record.